GUGCAGCCUGCAGUGACUCUCGGUAAACUGGGAGGGUCGCUGAUGACUCCUCUGCAAACAUGGCUGCCCAGGAUGAACUCAAUCAACUGGAACGGGUGUUCCUCCGCCUGGGCCAUGCAGAGACAGAUGAACAACUGCAGGAUAUUAUCUCCAAGUUCCUGCCCCCAGUUCUCCUCAAGCUGUCCAGCGUUCAGGAGGGCGUGCGGAAGAAAGUCAUGGAGCUAUUGGUCCACUUGAAUAAGAGGAUAAAAAGCCGACCCAAAAUCCAGCUUCCAGUGGAAACUUUGUUGGUACAGUACCAAGACCCGGCAGCAGCCUCCUUUGUGACGAAUUUCACCAUCAUCUACAUCAAAAUGGGAUACCCUCGACUGGAGGUGGGCAAACAGUGUGAGCUGGCCCCGACUCUCCUCACUGCCAUGGAAGGAAAGCCCCAGCCUCAGCAGGACAGUUUGAUGCAUUUGUUGAUUCCUGCACUUUACCACAUGAAGUAUCCUGCCGACACCUCCAAGAUCGCGUCUCCGUUUAACCUCACGGAGCGGCCGAAGACGGUGCACCUGUUGCUGGAAUUCAUGUUGGAUGUCUUGCUGAUGCCUUAUGGGUUUGUGCUGAACGAAUCGCCGACCCGCCCGGCUCCGUCCUCUUCUCAGGGAGGCUCAGGUGACGGGACAGUGACAGCAAGUGGUCAAGGUCUCCCCCAGCCUCCCCCUGGGAUGAGCGUGUAUGCCGCCAAGAGGGUGAUCGGAGAAUCCCAGUGGAACGCUGAGCAGCUGGAACAGUGUAAGCUGGGCAUAGUGAAGUUCAUUGAGGCAAAGCAGGUCCCAGAAGUAGAGACGGUGGUGCACCUGGUGGUGGCAUCCAGUGACACGAGGCACAGCGUGGCCACUGCAGCCGACCUGGAGCUGAGGAGCAAACAGAGCAUCAUUGACUGGAACAAUCCUCUAAUCAUCAACAAGAUGUUCAAGGUGUACCUUGGAGAUGUUCCUCUCAAAACAAAGGGUGGCAGUGUGAAGCAGGAGCUAAAACACGAGCCAGUGAGCACAAGAGUCAAACUGAAGAUCCUCCCACAUCUCCUACGGUCACGCCUGGCUGCAGAGUGUUUUCCUGCUAAUAUCCAGGUUGUGUAUGACGGCCUGUUUGGAGCCAACACCAACAACAAACUGCUGUCCCUGACCUUACAGUUUGUGCACCACAUCUGCAUGGUAUGCCCUGACACAAAUAAACCUUUGGGACUAAUGCUCCUUAACGGUCUUACCAAGCUCAUCAAUGAGUACAAAGAGGAUCCGAAGCUGCUUUGUGUCGCCUACUCUGCGGUUGGAAAGCUGUCCAGUCGCAUGCCACAGCUGUUCACGAAGGACAUUGCACUUGUGCAGCAGUUUUUCGAGUCCAUGUGCAAGGAGGAGCCUGAUGUCCGUCUUGCCAUUCAGGAGGCAUUGUCCAUGAUGGUUGGAGCUUAUGCUAACCUUCAGGGGGCGCUGCUCAACCUAAUGGAGGCUCUGGUAGCUGCGUACAUCACAAAGCCCGAGGUACAGGUACGCCAGGUUGCCAUGAAGUUUGCCAGCACCGUGUUUGCCCCUGAUCACGUGCCAUCCAGAUACUUGCUGCUGCUCGCUGCCGGAGACCCAAGGGAAGAGGUGUCUGGAGAGGCCCAGAGGGUGCUGAGGGCCUUUUCUACCAAGGGCUCCGAGAAAGAGGGACCAAAGACAAUGCCUUCCUUUCCUGAUAUGGUGGCCUAUGUCCAGGAGAAAGCAGCUCAAAGGAUUAAGACUCCAGUUAAGUGCGUUGUCGGAACCGCCACAAUUCCUUUCAACCCGUCUGCAUUCGCAGAGAUCAUGCUAUACCUGAGGAUGUGUCUAGCCCACAGUGCUGGAGCCACACCCAUGUCCACGCGCUUGUCGGACAUGCAAGACGACGCUCCUGCCAUCGGCCGCUACGUUCACUCACUGCUGUCGUCUGACUCUCCACCCUCUGUGUCAAAGGGCUCUGAAGCAAAUCCUGUGCACGUCUACAUGGAUCUUCUCCAACAGCUGCUCUCUGCUGUAGGAGGAAUCCCAGUCAUGUACUGUUUACUGGAGGUGAUAUCUGUCUGCCCCGAGAAGCUGGCUCCCAGAUUUGUUGGUAAAAUCGACUGGAUUAAAAGUUUGAUGAACACAAAUAAGGAGGACAUGCGGGAACUUGCAGCCCAGCUGUACGCUUUGGUAGUUUCCACCAUGACUGGCAAUGAGCUGCAGACUGCUGUGCAGAACCUGGUCAAAAUCACCAAAGACAACCAUAGUCCUGAGACUCAGCAUGGUGCCAUCCUGGCUCUCGGCUAUAUGGUGGGAAGGAACAUGAGUAAAAAGAAAGCUUAUGGCCGUACAAGCAUGGGGCAGCAAAUGAGCAUCACCUCUCCGAAAGAUGACGAACUCGUCGCCCAGGCCACCAAAACAAUUGGCUCCUUCCUGGACAGCAGCAGUGCGCUGCUGGCUGUGGCAGCCUGUAUCGCUCUGGGAGAGAUUGGGCGAAACGGCCCCCUGCUGAUCCCACCUGAGGGCGAGGGUUUCACCAAACACUCCAUCGUGGAAAACCUACUGGCACGGAUCCCCUCGGGCAAGGAGAGCACCAAGAUGAAGGAACGGUCGAUUAUGACCUUGGGCUACCUACCAGUGGGAGAUGGAGACUUCCCUCACCAGAAAAAGCUGCUACAGGGACUCAUGGACUCUGUGGAGGCCAAACAGGUGGAACUGCAGUUCACAGUUGGAGAAGCCAUCACCAGCGCUGCAAUAGGAACCAGCUCUGGAGCUGCCAGAGACCCAUGGACCUGUACCGAAGAGCAGUACAGUCCACCGCAGAAUGUGAAGAAUAAUGAUGUGGUUCCUUGGGUCCUCAACGCCGUGCUGUCCAAGUACAUACCCAGCCAGAACCCCCACGUCCGGCAGGCGGCCUGCAUCUGGCUGCUCUCUCUGGUCAAAAAACUCAGCAAUCACAAAGAAAUCAAGUCUCAUUUAAAGGAGAUUCAAGUAGCAUUUAUCUCUGUUCUCUCAGAUCCAGAUGAGUUGAGUCAGGAUGUGGCAUCUAAAGGCCUCGGCCUCGUGUACGAGAUGGGAGGGGAAGGUGACCAGCAGGAACUGGUGUCCACUCUGGUGGAAACACUCAUGACAGGCAAACGAGUGAAACACGCGGUUUCAGAUGACACAGAAGUCUUCCAAGGAGAAGGUUUAGGGAAAACUCCUGACGGCCACGGCCUGUCCACAUACAAGGAGCUCUGCUCAUUGGCCAGCGACCUGAACCAACCAGACCUUGUGUACAAAUUCAUGAACCUUGCCAAUCACCAUGCCAUGUGGAACUCACGCAAGGGCGCAGCUUUCGGUUUCCACAUGAUCGCGGCCAAAGCCGGGGAGCAGCUGGCUCCCUUCUUGCCCCAGUUAGUGCCUCGUCUGUAUCGCUACCAGUUUGACCCCAACCUGAGCAUCCGCCAGGCCAUGACCAGCAUCUGGGAUGCCCUAGUCACCGAUAAGACCCUGGUGGACAAAUAUCUGAAGGAGAUCCUGCAGGAUGUCAUUUCGAACUUGACUAGUCCUACGUGGAGAGUGCGCGAGUCCAGCUGUCUGGCAUUGAACGAUCUGAUUCGCGGUCGUCAGGCUGACGACCUUAUCGAUCACCUGGCAGAAAUAUGGGAGACACUAUUCAGAGUCCUUGAUGACAUUAAGGAGUCUGUGAGGAAGGCUGCAGACUUGACUCUGAAAACACUGAGUAAGGUGUGCACUCGUAUGUGUGAGUCUUCAGGUUCUGGAGCCCAGAGAACUGUGGCGGUGAUAUUACCUACCCUACUGGAAAAAGGCAUCGUUAGUAACGUCUCAGAAGUCCGAUCACUCAGUAUCCAGACCUUGGUGAAGAUCAGUAAGACAGCCGGUGCCAGACUAAAGCCUCACGCUUCCCGUUUGAUCCCUGCCUUGCUGGAGGCUCUCAGCACUCUGGAGCCUCAGGUCCUAAACUACCUCAGUCUCAGAGCCACAGAGCAGGAAAAGAGUGCCAUGGAUGCUGCCAGGCUGAGUGCUGCCAAAUCCUCUCCCAUGAUGGAGACUGUUAACAUGUGUCUGCAGCACCUUGACGUUUCUGUGCUCGGAGAGCUGGUCCCGCGGCUCUGUGAGCUGCUCAAAAGUGGCGUCGGCCUGGGCACAAAGGGUGGCUGUGCCAGUGUAAUCGUUUCCCUCACUGUGCAGUGUCCCCAAGACCUCACCCCAUACUCAGGUAAACUGAUGAGUGCCCUGCUGAAUGGUGUUCAUGACAGAAGCACUGUUGUACAAAAGGCAUUUGCCUUCGCUUUAGGACAUUUAGUCAGAACAGCAAAAGACAGCAGCGUAGAAAAACUACUACUGAAGCUCAACACCUGGUACUUGGAAAAAGAGGAACCUGUGUACAAGUCGUCGUGUGCAAUGACCUUGCACGCCAUCAGCCACUACAGCCCCGAUGUGCUGAAAGGCCAUGCAGGAGUGGCUCUGCCGCUGGCGUUCUUGGGCAUGCAUCAGGCUCCAGGUCCUGAAGAGGAGAAAGGAGAGAGCCAUGAUGCCACACUGUUUACUGAAGUGUGGCAGGAAAAUGUUCCAGGAAGCUUCGGGGGCAUCAGACUCUACAUGACCGAGCUGAUCGCCAUCACACAGAAAGCACUGCAGUCCCAGUCCUGGAAGAUGAAGGCUCAGGGUGCAGCCGCCAUGGCAACUGUCGCCAAAGAACAGACGGGCUCGUUGGUGGCGCCACACCUUGGUUUGAUACUGACGGCUUUGAUGCAGGGACUCGCCGGACGCACCUGGGCUGGAAAGGAGGAGCUGUUGAAGGCCAUCGGGUCAGUUGUCUCUAAAUGCAGUGCGGAGCUUCAGAAGCCCUGUAGUGGCCAGCCCACCAUCUCCGAGGUUUUGGAGGUCGUGCUGAAGGAAUGUCGCAAGGAAAGUUUGGUCUACAAAAUGGCCGCGCUGCGUUGCGCUGGAGACGUGCUCCACAGCAGUCAGGAAGACCGUUUCGGCGACAUGGCAGAGAUCCUGUUCCCGCUCAUUAAGAAGAGCUGUCCGGAGAGCGGCGCAGCAUCCCCGCGAUCGCUGGACGAUGACGACGAUGACGGAGACGUGAAGGAGAGAGAGCUGCAGACUGAAGCUGUGUUGUGUGCUUUCGACACUCUUGGAAAGACUUGGCCCAGAAACCUACAGACGCAGGCUCGUUUCCAGGUGGUGGUGUGCAGCCUGAUGUGUGAGAAGCUCAAGCUGAGCACCUGGAAAGUUCAGCUGGCCGUGUUGCAGUCCAUGAAGGCAUACUUUCAAGGGUUGUUGCUGCUGGAGAAGGACAGUGAGGAUGUCAAUACGUUGUCACAGAUCCUCACAGAAUCCUGUGCUGCCCUCACUUUCCCUUUAGAAAACAAAAGUUACUCCUCAGUGCGGACGGAGGCCUUGUCGGUUGUUGAUUUGAUCGUUAAGAGAACAGGAGAGAGCGAGCAGUGGGAUUGCAUAUCUGUGAAGAGCCGGGAGCAGCUGCAGCGCUCUCUGUCGACACUGCAGUCCGACAGCAGACCCGACCUGAGGGACAAAGCCCAGGAGCUGCGCAGGCACAUCCAGAGCCAGCCGUAAGCGUCCGCCGCUCACUGAAACGCAAAGAAGACGAUACAGCAUAACCUUCACCAUCCGUGACUAAAACAAAACAUGAGCACACUCCUCCAUCUGACUUGUUUGACAGCUCUCUUAAACAGAUAUUCGCAAUCGCUGUCACUGCAGAAAGUGUCCAUACUACCAGUGAGCUGUAACGCCGGGUGAAACAGGUGACUGCUUCACCCCAACAGACUAAUAAUUGGGAGGCUCCAAGUUUGAAAAAGCUACAAUAACAUACCUUGCUGUGGUUUCAAUCCAAAGCAACACAUUUGCAGGGCAAGACUAUUGUUGUAAAAUGUCAGGUUUUAUCUGGUUUGUUGAAAUGGACAGUCAGUUGAUCAUGAACGCUAUAUAAAAUCAGUGUGUUGAGUUUGUGACACUGUACUCCUGUAGCCCCAAAAUGGGGACUUUUACUACUGUUGUGGGUUUUCCAACUCAUUAAAUAUCAACACGUCAGCAGCAGGAUGUUAACCUCAGCUGGAGAAACUGUUUUGCCACUGCUGUGUUAUAGAAGAGAGUGGUGUCCUAAGAAAGGUGUGGUCUGACAAAUGAAUUAGACAAAAACGUCGGCGUGUGUUGUGAAGUCUUGAAACCCUGCUGUUAACUGAAAAGUGUUGUUAUGGUUGUUUGAAUUUGUUUCUCCUCUGAAAUAAAAUCUCCUAGGCAAUUUGA
Molecule: messenger RNA, 6281 nt
Organism: Salarias fasciatus (jewelled blenny)
Lineage: Eukaryota; Metazoa; Chordata; Actinopteri; Blenniiformes; Blenniidae
Gene: ecpas
Product: Ecm29 proteasome adaptor and scaffold
Exons: 49
Coding region: 60-5591 (1843 amino acids)
Biological process (GO): proteasome assembly; ERAD pathway
Cellular component (GO): cytoplasm; nucleus
Molecular function (GO): molecular adaptor activity
Source: RefSeq, a predicted model, not a curated record